AUGUGGGUGAUAGUAGACCGAUUGACUAAAUCAGCUCAUUUUCUACCCAUUCGAGCUACUGAUACCGUAAAGGAAUGUAAGAUUUACAUCAGAGACAUAGUUAAGCUCCAUGGAGUGCUGACCGAUGGCCAGUCCGAGAAGGUCAUUCAGGUGUUGGAGGAUAUGCUUCGUGCUUGUGCGUUAGAUUUUUGGGGCAGUUGGGAGGAUCACAUUCCACCGGUUGAGUUUGCUUAUAAUAACAAUUAUCAGGCUAGUAUCGAUAUGGCACUGUAUAAGGCACUUUAUGGUAAACCUUGUCGUUCACUUGUAUGUUGGGCCAAGGGGGUUACGAGAUUUGGUAGGAAGAAAGGGAAGCUAGCUCCUCGAUUCAUUGGACCUUUUGAGAUCACAGAGAGGAUUGGGGAAGUGGCGUAUAAAUUGGCUUUACCACCUAAACUCUCUGCUGUUCAUGAUGUUUUCCAUGUCUCCAUGUUGAGGAGGUGCUUGAGGGAUAAAACUCAGGCUGUUGACUGCACAGAGGUUCAGUUGCGCUCUAAUAUAACCUAUGUUAAGACGCCUAUUCGCGUUGUUGACCGCAUGGUGAAACAGUUAAGGAGGGCAGAGAUACCUCUAGUGAAGGUGCAGUGGAAUCAUCAGGAUGAGAGAGAGGCUACGUGGGAGAUAGAGUCUGAAAUGAAGGAAAAGUACCCACAUCUCUUCGAAUAA
Cornus florida is the source of this 705-nucleotide messenger RNA. RefSeq lists its product as uncharacterized. NCBI's taxonomy places the organism in Eukaryota, Viridiplantae, Streptophyta, Magnoliopsida, Cornales, Cornaceae. Bases 1 to 705 code for a protein of 234 amino acids. Gene Ontology annotation, molecular function: nucleic acid binding. The transcript is spliced from 3 exons. The record is from RefSeq and is a predicted model, not a curated record.